GGUAAUGUCUACAACUAUUAAGGACUCUGACUUGCGCACUCAUCUACGCCACCAAGUGUAAAACAAAAACAAAAACAGGUCCGACGUCCCAAACGAGUCGCGUCAUUAUUGGAUUCUUUAGUCGAUUUAGAGCGAGUUUGUAACCGCACUCCGACAGGUAGGAACCAGUUUCGUCGGAAAACCUGAAGGGACACUAUGGCACGAGGAAAGAACGCUGAACCAACCACAUCUUGUUUGCCCGAGUGGCCCCAGAGUUUUGCCAAAUGGAAUACCUACCAUCCCAAAAUAUCAAUAUCGUCAUGGAUUAAUAAACUUACUAUAAGGAUCCACCGUGACAUCGUGGGAGCAUUCGUCAUUUCCACUGUCUAUUUGCUCUUCACGUUCAGCGUUAGCAAACAUUGGUGCGCGGACAUACCUCCCAGCGUAUGGAUACUCGAUAGCAUCGGAUUUGAUGUUCGAAAUCUCGCCGGCCGAACCAGUGGACUGAUGGGCGUAAGCGUUUCUGUCUUCGUGGUCGUAAGCAUCAGAUGAUUGCUCAACGCGAACGUAUC
Messenger RNA from Armigeres subalbatus, 551 nucleotides. RefSeq lists its product as uncharacterized. The coding region runs from base 196 to 531 and encodes 111 amino acids. The transcript has 2 exons. The record is from RefSeq and is a predicted model, not a curated record. NCBI's taxonomy places the organism in Eukaryota, Metazoa, Arthropoda, Insecta, Diptera, Culicidae.